Pygocentrus nattereri (red-bellied piranha) is the source of this 1525-nucleotide messenger RNA. RefSeq names its product thiosulfate sulfurtransferase like domain containing 3 (gene tstd3). The record is from RefSeq and is a predicted model, not a curated record. NCBI's taxonomy places the organism in Eukaryota, Metazoa, Chordata, Actinopteri, Characiformes, Serrasalmidae. The transcript has 4 exons. Gene Ontology annotation, molecular function: thiosulfate-cyanide sulfurtransferase activity. Gene Ontology annotation, cellular component: mitochondrion. The coding region runs from base 80 to 589 and encodes 169 amino acids.
GGAAGUGAUGAACCUGACAGUUUAAAGGCGAGACGCUGAAAACGGCGCUUAGACGCGCUUUAGCGCCACUUUAGCGCAGAUGGCUUUGAAGACGUGCUGUCGGCUGACCAGGCGCCUCGUGCGUGCUGUGGAGCAGGGAAGCGGAGCGCGAGCGCCGAGUUUACCGCGCCACCGUGCUGUUGCAAAGCAGAGCCAUUUGUUUUCCUGGAGGAGCCUCUGUUCAGCUGGCCCGCCGUCUUCCGUGGUGACUUAUGAAGAGUUGAAGAAGCUGCUAGGUGCCAAGUCCGGUGUGGUCAUAGAUGUACGAGAGCCCUGGGAGCUGAGAGAGUACGGGAAUAUCCCCGGGUCCAUUAAUGUCCCCUUGGGGCAGGUGAACGGUGCUCUGCAGCUCAAGCCAGAAGAGUUUAAGGAGAAGUAUGGAGGCGGCAUGCCAUCAACCACAGAAAAUGUGGUCUUCACCUGUCUUGCGGGAGCGAGGAGCAUCAAAGCUUUAGAAGCUGCUGUGUCCUUAGGAUACGCCAACGCUCAGCACUACCCUGGAGGAUGGCAAGAUUGGGCCAAGCAUGAAAUCCUGCAGACCAAAGAUUGACGUCCUCUUUACGGUGGCGCUGUGAUUAUGGGGGCGUUUUAUGUUAAAGGACAAAAAGAAUCUGGACAGGAAACGAGGAAGUGCGUAAAACGAGACAGAUCAAUACUACUGAUUGGUAUUUUGUUAGUUAUGGUAGAAUUUGAAAAAGAUUUUUGGGAAACUAAUGACGUCUCAGCUACAGCAGAACAGUUGGAAGGAGUUCGCCUGUUGUGGUGGUUUCAAAGUCAAAAACAGGUGAAAAAACAGGAGUUCCUGAAAUGUAAGUUAAAAAAAAAAAAUAGCACCUUACAACUACAGCUUCCCCUAAUCCUAACCCUAAACCACAGACUCACCUUCAGACAAACCGGUCUAAAGUUUUAAAUCUGGGAGACAAUCAAGCUCCACUACUACUCAGAUCUGGUUCCCAUCACCACCACUGUGAACAGCUCUCCCCCGGUUUAUCUAGAGCAAAGUUUCACAUCGAACGGAACUGGAUGACACUGGACGGCUCAACGGCUCCAGACCUAAUCUGUAUCUUUACAAUUCAUUACAUAAUCACUCUGACUUUUCUUUUUUUUUUUUUUUUUUUUUAAUUUGUUGGAAUUACACUUUAAGGCUAGGGUCAGUAGAGUGGUCAUAGACUAAACUUCCAGUUUCUGGUUUUAUGUUAAAGCUGAAUGUUGCUGUUACCUUUGAAAUGAAGUCGUUGGUGCUCCUCUGCGUGGUGGUGUUUUUGAGGUGCACUGUGUGAACACUCCAGUACUGCUUCAUGAGUUAUUGGAAAUGAUUAGUGUAAACGAUGAUCUUUGAGAACCUGUGCAACGUGUGAUUAGUGUCAGAAUCGUGGGGUGUUUGCUGUCACGUUCAGAGUGACUCGAUCACACUUGUAGAAAGAAAUGAAAUGAAGACUGAGGGCAUAUGUAAUUUUAUGUAAGUGGAAAUAAAAUUUGAAAAGAA